AUACAAAAGCAGGUAACGAACCGUUACAUUUAUCUGUAUCUGGUGACGGUACAUGGAGCAAAAGAGGCUUUUCGUCCUUAUUUGGUGUUGUUACACUGAUCGGAAAGUACACAAACAAGAUAGUAGAUGUUGUGGUUAAAUCUAGCUUUUGUAAAGCAUGUUCACUUCGAAAACAUGACAAUUCUAUAGAAGAUUUAUUGUGGCAAGAGGAACACGCAGAACAGUGUACGAUCAAUCAUUCAGGAAGCGCUGGAAAAAUGGAAGUCGACGGCAUUAUUGAAAUGUUCCAACGUUCUCAAAAUUUACACGGCGUUAUGUACGAAAAUUAUAUAGGUGAUGAGGACAGCAAAACUUUCAAAAGUUUAAUCAAUGAAAACCCAUAUGAAGACAAAUUAUUGGUUAAGAAAAAAGAAUGCAUUGCACACGUUCAGAAACGUAUGGGGAGUAGAUUGAGAAAUGCCAAAAAAUCGCACAAAGGUAUUGAUGGAAAGGGAGCAGGAAAAUUAACGGAAAAAUUAAUUAAAGAUCUCACUAUUUACUAUGGAUUAGCAAUACGACGAAACACAGAGUCUUUGCUCGACAUGAAAAAUGCAGUAUGGGCGACAUAUUAUCAUAAAAUAUCAACUGAUGAAAAGUCCAUGCAUUCUCAUUGUCCUCCAGGAUCAAAUUCUUGGUGCAGCUGGCGCGUCGCAGAAGGCAUGCUUCAAAAUUAUCAUCAUGAUCCACCUCUGUCUUCUGACGUUCAAACUGUCAUUUAUAAAAUUUAUGAAGAUUUAUCAGAUGAUGAUUUGCAAAUCGUCGCACAUCAAAUUCUUCACAAGAAGCCAGAACAGCUCGGCGAUUGGAGAAACUGCAGAUUGCAGAAAACGAUUUCUUUGAAGAAGCAGAGGGACUAUUAUAUGGACCUGGUAUUGCAGAUUAACCAUUAUUUGGAGAGGCUGAAUCACGGACGCCAUGGAGGCGUGUUUUUCCGAUGACCCCUAUUUCAAUCACCAUUUGGAGGAAUUAAAACGCAUUUUUUAUAAUAAAAAUAUUUUUUUGUCGUGUAAAUGUUAAACAAUUUCUUAAAAAAAAACCGCAUAUCUCUAUGUAUAACAGAUUUUCUUUAAAAAAUUCGUAAAAAUAGGCUAAUUUUAUGGUCGGCAAAGGUGAAAGCCCUCUUAAAUAAUCAAUAAUUAAUCAUUU
Molecule: messenger RNA, 1185 nt
Organism: Pogonomyrmex barbatus (red harvester ant)
Lineage: Eukaryota; Metazoa; Arthropoda; Insecta; Hymenoptera; Formicidae
Source: RefSeq, a predicted model, not a curated record